This is a messenger RNA of Entrophospora candida, 876 nucleotides long. The record is from the annotation of a GenBank genome assembly. Lineage: Eukaryota; Fungi; Glomeromycota; Glomeromycetes; Entrophosporales; Entrophosporaceae.
AUGACUUCCGCAGAAGAAAAAAAUACACUUUUAGUAGAUUUGCAUGUUAAAUAUAUUCAAUCACUCGACACGAAAAAAGAUGAUUUGGAAUAUUGGCUUACUGAGCAUUUACGUUUGAGUGGUGUUUAUUGGGGUUUAACAGCUUUGGAUCUGUUAGAUCAUGUUGACGUACUUAACAGAGAAGAUGUAGUUAAAUAUGUGGCUUCUUGUCAACAUGAAAAUGGAGGAUUUGGUGGACAUAUUGGUCAUGAUCCGCAUUUAUUAUACACAUUGUAUGCAGUUCAAAUUUUAGUAAUAGAAGAUUCUUUGGAAUCAGUUAAUGUUGAUAAAAUUGUUGAAUAUGUCACAUCUCGACAAGAUCGAACUACUGGUGCUUUUACAGGCGAUGAAUGGGGAGAAAUUGAUACAAGAUUCUCGUAUUGUGCACUAUCAUGUCUUUCACUCUUAAAACGGUUAGAUGCUGUGAAUAUUCAAAAGGCAGUGGAAUUUAUAAUAUUGUGUAAAAAUUUUGAUGGUGGAUUUGGAAGUACACCCGGUGCAGAAUCGCAUGCAGGCCAAAUUUUUUGUUGUGUUGGUGCACUUGCUAUAGUGAAUUCAUUACAUCUUGUUGAUGCAGAUUUGCUUGGAUGGUGGCUUUGUGAACGCCAAUUAAAAAAUGGGGGAUUAAAUGGGAGACCAGAGAAACUUGAGGAUGAUCCUGAAUGUGGAGGCAUUGCUGAUAGACCAGGUGAUAUGGUCGAUGUGUUUCAUACAUUAUUUGGGAUUGCAGGAUUAUCAUUACUUGGUUAUCCAGGAUUGAAAUUAGUAGAUCCAGUUUAUUGUUUACCAAAAUAUGUUGUUCAAAGAAUUGGUCUAGCAGAGAAAUAUCAUAUAUAA